Nymphalis io (European peacock) is the source of this 1238-nucleotide messenger RNA. RefSeq names its product isocitrate dehydrogenase [NAD] subunit gamma, mitochondrial-like. Gene Ontology annotation, biological process: tricarboxylic acid cycle; isocitrate metabolic process. The coding region runs from base 1 to 1170 and encodes 389 amino acids. The transcript is spliced from 4 exons. The record is from RefSeq and is a predicted model, not a curated record. Gene Ontology annotation, cellular component: mitochondrion. NCBI's taxonomy places the organism in Eukaryota, Metazoa, Arthropoda, Insecta, Lepidoptera, Nymphalidae.
AUGAUUGUGCCGAAAAGGAUUCCGCCACAAGUGGUCCAGGAGACGUCCUGGUCCACAGUGGUUAAAAAGGGAAAGAAGGGGAAGAAGACUGCUACUCCGGCAGAAGUCACCGCCUCAGCCACACCGACAGUGUCCAAGGUGCUACAGGUGGUCAAACCUAAGCUGGCAGCACCUCGCACGGCUGCAAUAAUCGUCACAUUGAAGCCGGAGGCGCAGGAAAAGGGCGUGACUUACGCCCACAUCCUGGAGCGGGCCGAGCAAGGCGUUAAGCUCCAGGAUCUAGGGAUCUGCGGUGGACUCAAGGUCAGAAGGUCGGCAACGGGAGCCAGGGUCUUGGAACUCCCGAAGGCACAAACAGAGCAGGCGGAGAAGCUAGCCGUGAAGCUCCGCACUGUGCUGGAUGGAGUGGCCAACGUUGUGCGGCCUGUGAAGCGGGUGGACCUCAAGAUGACGGGUCUCGAUGACUCCGUCACAAAAGAGAAGGUGGUGGCCGCAGUAGCACGCGCAGGGGACUGCUCCCUAGAGGAGGUUAGCUGUAGGGAUAUGCAACGUGGUCCCGGUUAUAUGGGGAUGGUCCGGGUGACGUGCCCCAUUACAGCAGCGAAAAGGCUGUCCGAAGCUGGUCGCUUCCUGGUUGGGUGGAGCUCGGCCAAGGUAACGACAGUUCUCAAAGCGAAUAUGAUGAAGCUCUCUGAUGGCCUGUUCCUAGAAACCUCGCGUUGGCUCGCACAGGAGUAUCCAGAGAUUGAACACAACGACAUGAUUAUCGACAACUGUUGUAUGCAACUUGUUGCCAAACCUCAUCAGUUCGACGUGAUGCUCAUGACAAACUUGUAUGGUUCGAUCGUAUCGAACGUCGUGUGUGGCCUGUUCGGUGGCGCCGGCCUGCUCUCCGGCAGGAACUAUGGUGACCACUAUGCUGUGUUCGAGCCCGGCACCAGAAACACUGGCACAGCGAUAGCUGGCAAGAAUGUCGCGAACCCAAUAGCUAUGAUUAACGCUUCCAUCGAUAUGCUAGAACACCUCGGUCACCACUUCCAUGCUGACCUGAUAAGACGAGCUGUUAAUAAGACAAUCAACGUUGACAAGGUCCUCACCUCGGACGUGGGUGGUACAGCCUCAUCGACGGAAGUGGUCAACAACAUUAUGGGUAAUAUUGGACGUUGCUAAAUAUUUAAUUGGUAAUUAUCAUGAUAAUUUAUAUUACAUUUGGAUUUUAAGUUUUAUAAGGAAAUGCC